Haliaeetus leucocephalus (bald eagle) is the source of this 1767-nucleotide messenger RNA. RefSeq names its product TBK1 binding protein 1 (gene TBKBP1). Gene Ontology annotation, biological process: canonical NF-kappaB signal transduction. NCBI's taxonomy places the organism in Eukaryota, Metazoa, Chordata, Aves, Accipitriformes, Accipitridae. Gene Ontology annotation, cellular component: cytoplasm. The record is from RefSeq and is a predicted model, not a curated record. Bases 1 to 1767 code for a protein of 588 amino acids. The transcript has 10 exons.
AUGGACUCCAUGUUCGAGGACGACAUCAGUAUCCUGACGCAGGAGGCGCUGGGGCCGGACGAGGACUGGCUCGACAGCCCCAACACCGACCUCUCGGGAGAGAUGUGCUCGGCCUCCCACUUUGCCCUCAUCACUGCCUACGACGACAUCAAGAACCGGCUGACGGGCUUGGAGAGGGAGAACUCCACGCUCAAGCGCCGGCUCAAGAUGUACGAGGUCAAGUACCCGCUGAUCGGCGAGUUCGGGGAAGAGCACAUCUUCUCCCUCUACGAGGCCAAGGAGACGUCACUGCUCAAGAGCGAGAAGGCGUCGCUGCAGCAGCAGCUCAACCAGUUCCAGCACGAGCUGCAGAAAAGCAAAGAGCGGGAAGAGCAGCUGGAGGAGAUGAUCCAGGCCUACGAGAAGCUGUGCGUGGAGAAAGCUGACCUGGAGACCGAGCUGGGCGAGAUGCGGGCGCUGGUGGAGACGCACCUGAGCCACAUCCGGAGCCUGGAGCAGCAGCUACGGCAGCGCGACGCCGGCACCUUCCCCGGGCUGGGUGCUCCGUUGCCGGGCCAGGACGUGCCUUUCCUCGCCCUGCACCCCAACCCUGGCUUGACCCACGUGCUGGAACGUGCCGGGGGCUGGCAGAGCCGGGGGCUGGAGGCGACGGGGCGGCUGGAGGCCGAAUUGGAGGCGGCACGGCAGGAGACCCAGCGCGCCCAGCACCGCGAGGAGCAUCUCAAGGCUGAGUGCGAGCGGCUGCAGGCGGAGCUGAAGCACCUGCAGGACACCAGGGAGCAGACACGGGGUGGCCACGAGUCCAGUGUCCGGCACCGUACAGACUGCGCGGUGCCAUCUCGGGUGAACCUGGCGCUGGCCUACACGGAGCUGACGGAGGAGCUGUGCCGCCUGAGGAACCUCAGCUCCCUGCAGAGCCAGAUCCUCCGCGCCCUGCUGCAGGAGAAGAGCCUCAACGGUGGCCAACGCCACUCCCCACUCUCCCAGUGCCAUUCCCCAGCCCAGCAGCGUCGCUCGCCCGCCCCGCAGUGCCCCUCGCCCGCUCCGCCGGGGCGUUCGCCAGCACCCCAGUGCCAGUCGCCAGCGCUGCAACGGCGUUCGCCGGGACCCCCCAGCCAGUCGCCGGCCCAGCACCCCUCCAGCCAGUCGCCCGCCCAGCAGCGCCGGUCCCCAGCCCCGCCACCCUGCCCGUCCCCGGCCUCGGCGUCACCGCACCGGCUGCCCGGCGAGAGGAUGGAGCUGGGUUACGCCAAACCCUCCAGCCGCCACAUCAAAGCCGGCUUCCAGGGUCGUCGCAGCUACUCGGAGGUGAGCAACGUGGCCCUGUACCAGCAGAGCCGCUCGCUCUGGCUCCAGCCCGAAGCCUCGACGCUUCCCAAGCACCGGCCCUACGGCGAGGUGUACCUGGGGGGCACGGGGUCCCCGCUGAGCGCCCGCGAGCCCUUCGAGGAGCACGUGCGCUUCGAGAAGCAAUCGUCGGAUGAAGAGGAGUGGGCCUUGCCCAGUCCCCCCAGCCCCGAAGCGGGGGCUAUCCGCUGCGCCUCCUUCUGCGCCGGCUUCCCCGACGCCGAUGCCGUGCACCGGACGGCCGCUGCCUACGCCCGGGCAGAGCACGCUCAGUCCUGGCCCUCGAUCAACCUGCUGCUGGAGACGGUGGACUCGGAGGUGCGGAGCUGCCCGCUGUGCCAGCUGGCUUUCCCCAUCGGCUACCCGGACGAUGCCCUGGUGAAGCACAUCGACUCGCACCUGGAGAACAGCAAGAUCUGA